Molecule: messenger RNA, 7313 nt
Organism: Hypanus sabinus (Atlantic stingray)
Lineage: Eukaryota; Metazoa; Chordata; Chondrichthyes; Myliobatiformes; Dasyatidae
Product: sodium-dependent neutral amino acid transporter B(0)AT2-like
Exons: 14
Coding region: 698-2767 (689 amino acids)
Biological process (GO): sodium ion transmembrane transport
Cellular component (GO): membrane
Source: RefSeq, a predicted model, not a curated record
GCGAAGCACAGCGCCCGCCGCCGGCCGCCUUUCUCCGUCGGUGCCGGAGGGUCGGCGCCGGGGCAGCCCGAGGCUCCGUCGGCCUCGGCCACGCGGUGGGCUGAGGGGAAGCAGAGGGAGGGCAGGCCCAGGCCGGGCGGCGGCUGCGGCAGGGGUGGGCGGAGCUGGGCUGAUGCAACGUUGUGCUGCUCCGGGAGGGACUCCAUGUGGUUGCGUGGCGGGUCGGCGCGAUGCUAACGGCGGGAUCGAGUGGAAGCCGGCGCGGUCUGAGCCCCCAGCCCCUGCUACCGGAGAGCGGCCACAAGCAGCUCACUUGAAACCAAGCUGCAGCUGUACACUUCACUCUCAGACUGAGGCCCUGCACCAUAAGGCCACAGAUCAGCAGUGGCAGCUGGUUGGACUUACUCAGCGACUGAGGGGCUCUGCCUGAUGAGCCUUUGAGGCUGUUGGGGUCCCAAAGUGAAUGCCUCGCUUCCUGUGGUCCCAUUCUGAACUAGGCAUUGCUGCUGGUCUCCUGCUUGGACUCUGCUUUCAUCGCUUGGACCCGUAUGGAAGCAACCAGAACCCAUUUCGCUGCUCAGAGCUGAAGGAAUUCCGACGGCAGCUGUGUGCAGGAACUGGGACAAAGCUGGAGCAGGAGCUAGUUCCUUGAAAGCUCGCUGCCACCGGGCUGCGUCUCCUUCACGUUUGACCUCUAAUGGAAAAGAGCAAGACGGACUCCCAGAGUGUGGAUGCAACUGAGUUCAGCACGGGGCUGGUGCUGGAGCAGCCUCACAGACCGGCAUGGGGGAACAAGCUGCAGUAUAUCCUUGCCCAGGUGGGGUUCUCCGUGGGACUUGGAAACGUCUGGAGAUUCCCAUAUCUCUGCCACCAGAAUGGAGGUGGAGCGUUCCUUUUCCUCUAUCUACUUAUGCUAGUGGUGAUAGGAAUCCCGCUGUUUUUCCUGGAACUGGCAGCAGGACAGAGCAUCCGCCAGGGCAGCAUUGGAGUCUGGAAGCACAUUAACCCAAAGCUGGCUGGCAUUGGAUUUGCCAGUUGUGUGGUCUGUGGCUUUGUCUCACUCUACUAUAAUGUUAUCAUUGCCUGGAGUCUCUUCUACUUUGGUCACUCUUUCCAGUACCCACUGCCCUGGGAAUCGUGUCCCUCUCUCCCCAACAACACAGGAGUAGUGACCGAGUGCAGUAAGAGCUCCCCCACCACUUACUUCUGGUACCAUGAAACCUUAGAGAUCACCAGCUCCAUCAAUGAGAGUGGAGGCCUGAACCCCACCAUGACAGGCUGCCUGCUUGGAGCGUGGGUCAUUGUCUGCCUCGCCAUGAUCAAGGGGAUAAAGUCCUCGGGGAAGGUCAUGUACUUCAGUUCCCUCUUCCCUUACCUCGUGCUUUUCUGCUUCCUCGUUCGAGGCCUCCUACUGGAAGGAUCUGUGGAUGGAAUUCGCUACAUGUUCACUCCUAAGAUUGAAAUUUUGGUGGACACCCAAGUGUGGCGUCAGGCUGCAACGCAAGUCUUCUUCGCCCUGGGCUUGGGCUUUGGCAGUGUCAUUGCUUAUUCCAGCUACAAUUCCCACACCAAUAAUUGCCAUUUUGAUGCCUAUCUCGUCUCCUUCAUCAACUUCUUCACAUCCAUCUUUGCCACGCUGGUUGUCUUCGCUGUGCUGGGCUUCCGAGCAAACGUCCUCACUCAGAAAUGCGUACAAAGGAACACCCUUCUGGUGACAGACCUGAUUAACAGUGGCCUUUUAAACAGAAGUUUGAUCCCCGAGUCUUUAAACUUCUCAAUGGCGUCGCACGAGCAAUACAGCAAGUGGUUUGACUCUCUGAGACCGGAGCUGGUCCGUUAUGGUGUGGAGCAGUGUGACCUCAGACAUGAAAUGCAGAAGGGCGCUGAGGGUACAGGACUUGCCUUCAUUGCUUUCACUGAAGCCAUCACACAUUUUCCUGCAUCGCCAUUUUGGUCUCUCCUGUUCUUCCUGAUGCUGCUGAACUUGGGGCUGAGCACAAUGUUUGGAAACAUGCAGGGAAUUCUCACCCCACUCCUUGACAACUUCCCUUUGCUGUCCCGGAGGAAGUCACUCUUCACAGUGUUCUGUUGUAUCCUGGGGUUUAUCACUGGACUAAUCUUUACACAGCGGUCGGGAAAUUACUUUGUCACCAUGUUUGAUGACUACUCUGCAACGCUGCCUCUGAUUAUUGUCGUAUUCUUUGAGCUGAUGGCAGUUGCUUGGAUCUAUGGAGCUGACAAGUUUAUUGAUGAUAUCCGGAAAAUGAUUGGUGACCGACCAUUCUUUCUGUACAAGUACUUGUGGAAAUUUAUCUGCCCCGUUGUCAUGCUGGCUCUGCUCCUUGCCAGUCUGAUCCAAUUGUGUGUCAAGCACCCAACGUACCGAGCGUGGAAUGAAACCAAGGCAGAGGAAGUAUUGGUGGAGUACCCGGACUGGGCAUUAGCUAUGAUGAUCAUCCUGAUUAUUGUUGCCUCCCUGCCCAUCCCUCUCCUGUACCUCUGGCAAAUGCUUCUGGACAGACAGACCAGUCAUUCAGACUACUCCGAGUGCGCCUACAUCGAGGCUGAUGCAGGCGACGAGGCUUCCUUUCCCCUGAACGAGGACGACGACGAAGCCUUGGGGCCAAACGGCUACCUGAAAGUCAACACUGAGGAGGGAGGUAUGGAGCGGUCUGAGCUGCUGUUGGGCGAGGAAGGAGAAGAGGAUGUGUUCGAAAUGGACAACAUGUCGCAGGAGAAAAAUCCUGAAGUGGAUUUGAAGCUGUAGCUCCCGUGGAGCUUGUUCUUUUUUGGACACUUCAAGCCUUUCUACAAAAUACAUGGUGCAAAAAAAAUGUUAACACUGCCAUCCGAUGAUCUAGGUGGGGCAUUUCUUUGUCAAUCUGAUUGGGUUUGGGGGCGAUUGUCCUCUAGCAGGACAUUCUGGCUCUCUGCUCAUUGCAAACAGCCAGCCUAAACAGACACGGUUCCCAUAUGGUAGGUACAGCCUAUACUGAAGUUACACCUUAGCAACAUCCUAAAGGAACUAAUUUAUAUUUUGGAUGAGAAAAAGAACCUAUUAUGUAGAAAAAAAAGCAUGGAGCAAGAAAGAGUGAGUUUCCAAAAGGAACUAAAACUUUGAGAACAAUAUUGACCAUUGGCUUUGGAGCUGGGGUGUGGGGUAGGGUGGAGUAUGAGGAGGAGGAGUGGGGGGUGCGGGUGGGAAUUUGUGAGCCAAUGUAAUGCGUGAGAAUGGAUCUCAUUUUGUUGUGACACUCUAAUUUAACGUUUAUUCAGCAUUGUUUUUUAAAAUACAACAUUGGGGAUGAGCUAUUGUGGAGUCUCCCACAGAAGAGAAACGGGAGGCAAGAAAUGAUUGGGAAGCUUUUGGAAUCUUGCAAUGUAUGUACCUCUGGGUUUGAACAAUGCAGUCAAUGCAAAGUAUAAAUCUGUAUUCUGGCCAGUUUAUGAGUGGGUAUAAAACUAUUCUCUGCACUUGUACAUUUCUAAAUCCGUGCAGUGCAGUCAAAUGACUGAAUGUCCUCAUAUACACUGGUGUACGGUCUUAAAUCUCCAAACACUUCAUUCAAUGAAGGAUUCAGGAUCAGUUCCACGUUAGUCUGGUUCUUUACUUCGUGCAUUUGGCCUGUGGUUCUAAAUCUCGAUUCUAUGCAAACUGCAUGUUACUCUAUAUCUGUACUACACAGUUGAGGUCUAGUUCUAGAUUUCUACAGCUCAUAGAAUUAUAGAGCACAGAAACGGGCCAUUUGGCCCACCUCAUCCAUACUAACCAAGUCAAUCCCACUUGCCUGCAUUUGGGCCAUAUCCCUCUCAACCUUUCCUAUCCACAUACUGUCUUUUAAACAUUAUUAUUGCAUAUCCAUUUUAACCACUUCCUGUGGCAACUCGUUCAAGAUAUCCACCAUGCAAAUGAUCUCAGUGUUUUGGAUCUCCACUGCAGUGUUUCUACAGCUUAGUACUUACUGUGCAUUUCACAAUGCAGCAGAAGGCUAUUCAGUUUAUCGUGUCUGUGCUGGCCAAAAAAUAGCUACCCAGACCCCAACUGUACCUUCUGGUGCUUGGUCCAUACCCAGUUCUAGUACAUUUCAAAAAUGCCGCAAGUGUUUCUGUCUCUACCACACUUUCCAGCGGUGAGUGCUAGAUCCUUUCCACCCUCUGGACUGUAAAACAUACAAUACCUUGGCUUCCAGCUCAUCUGUCUAGCAAGGACUUUAAAUAUAUGCUUUUUUUUGACCCCUCGGACAAGGGAAAAGGGUCCUUGCCAAUUACUCUUAUAGGCAUCUCGUAAUUUUACAUAUCUCUUCCUAGCUUCCAUUGUUUUCAAGGAAGCAAUCCCAUCAUAUCCAGCCUCAUGGCUAAAACUUUUCCAGCUUUGAGCAACUUGGUCGCAAAUUUCCAUUGCAUCAAUUCCAGUCGAUCACAUCUUUCCUGUCCCGGUCAGUGUUCUAGGGUAGCCACCCUGCUCUUAUAUAUCAAAGGAAAGCAUUCUGGGUGCUUUUUUCAGCACCUCCUCUAUUUUAUGGAUCAGAGGGUAAAUCCUGCGGGGGUCCUUGUGCCUCUCCACACUGUCUUGUUUCACCUCACCACCCCCCCCCCCCCCCCAUAUGCAUCACCUUGCACUUCUCUAAUUUAAUUCAUCCGACACAUUUUUGCCUAACUCACCAGGCCUUCAAUGUCCUCUUGCAAUCUAAAGCCUUCCUAUAGUCCGGCAGCCUAUUUUUGAAUCAUCCAUAAACAUCUUUAUCUCUGUAUUGAAAUGUAUAUGAUUUUGUAUUAUAAAUACAAAGGGCCAAGUAGUUACCCCAGUAGAACAACUUCCCAAUCACAGAAAUACCUGUCAAUAAGUGCCCUCUCUGUUCUGCAUCUGAUUCAAUUUGCCACUCCACCUUCAAUCCCAUGGGUUUUCACUGCAAGCCUUUGUCAAAAGAUGUGCAAAAAUAUACACAGUGGCCACUUUAUUAGGUUGCCUGUAUACCUCAUUAAUGCAAACAUCUAAUUAGCCAAUCACGUGACAGCAACUCAAUUCAUAAAAGCCUGAAGAACAGUUAAGAGGUUCAGUUGUUAAUUACACCAAACAUCAGAAAAGGGAAGAAAUGUGAUCUAAGUGACUUUGACUGUGGAAUGAUUGUUGGUGCCAGACGAGGUGGUUUAAGUAUGUCAAAAACUGCUGAUUUCCUGGGAUUUUCAUGCACAACACCCUUUAAGAGUUAACAGACUGGUACGAAAACAAAACAAUGUUAAGUGAAUGACACUUCUGUGGCUAAAAAUGUCUUGUCAAUGAGAGAGAUCAGAGGAGAAUGGCCAGACUGGUUCAAGCUGACAGGAAGGCAACACACUCAGAGCAUAUCUGAACACACAAUGCACCGAACCUUGAAGUGACUGGACUACAGCAGAAGACUGCACCAGGCUUCACUCCUGUACCUAAUAAAAUGGGCUCUGAUUGUAUAUAGACUACGUCAAACAUCUUGUCCUCAUCCACCAUUGAUUCGUGCUCAGAAAAUACAUUUCCAUUAAUAAAUCCUUCCUGACCUGUGACUUGCUAAAUUCUCCAAAUUGAUUCUAAUAGACCUCUGACAUAUCACCUUUCUUUGGUAUUACCUCUUUCUGAUUCAAAAUCAGGAUCUUGAAACUGUGCUGUCCUUCUGGGAUUCUUGAUCUCUACAUCAUGCAGUCAAUUUUUGGACUGUGCCUUCAAUACACAAUUCUAGGAGCUAUCCUAUCCAGUUGGUGUAUGGUUGUAGGUCUCUGCAGUGAUGUUGGAUUGUACUUUUAAAGCUCCCUGCAGUAUGGUCAUUGUGUGGUGAAAUCUGUAAAGUCUAGAUCAGAGUAAUAUGCCAAUGGCAAUGGUGCUAGAUCUUUUUACUGUAAUGUUUGUGUACAAGUUACAAUCUUCAUUUGUCACGAUUAGCACAUUGUCCUUAAACUCCAUCUCUGCGGUUUUAGUUGGUGUACUGUCGGUCAUGGAUCUCUGUACCCUACAAUGCCCUGAGGAGUUGAUACUGGUUUAGAUUUCCACAUGGUGCACAGUUGAGGUGAUUCUGGUGCUUUCCGUACUCAAGACACCUCUGGAUAUUUAUACUGUCUAGAACUCACAUGGUUCUAGCACACAUGGAACUGUACAAUCUGUUCUUGAUUCCAGAUCUCCACACUUAGUUCAUGCACAUGUCUAGAACCCGACACAGUAGGCAGUGAAGAAUCAUUGUUAUUACAUGUCUCUACAGUGUUGUUUGAGAUCUCCAUACCACAAAGCCACAACUCUGCAGUGCAAGCACAAUUCUAAGCUGACAGUGGCUUACAAUAGCGUCAGUGGCAUGUAACCAGGAGCAAUGUCACAGCCAUGAAACAAAGGGCUAUUAGAGAGAGAAGCAGAGUGCUGACGGGUGCUAGUAAAUGAGGCAACACUGAACUGCAAACUCUGAUACUGAUCUUUCUAUAGGAUGGGUCUUCCGCUCCAUAUAAUGUGGCAACUUGAGAUCCUCCAGUAAUGUGGGACUAUUGGGGCAGCGUUCUCCUCAUCCACCACCCAGCCUUAAUUGAUAAAGACCCAACAUUUGUGGUUUGGGUGGGUGAGGUUCCUGGUCUCAUUGACACAAGAGAUUCUGCAGCUGCUGGAAAUCGCGAGCAACACACAAAUUGCUGGAGGAACUCAGCAAGUCAGGCAGCGUCCAUGGAGGGACAUUUUUGGCUGAGGCCCUUCAUUGUGACCAGAAAGGAAGGGUGCAGAAGACAGAAUAUGAUGAGGGAGAGGGUGGAGGAGGCAAGUAAAUGAAACCAGGUGAAGGGAAAGUGGGUUUCUCCAAUGAUACUGCCUGACCUGCCGGUUUCCUCCAGCAUUUUGUGUGUGUUGUGCUUAUUGACUUCAUUUCUCCGAGAGAUUGGAAAGCCCAAAUCAUUGAUUUUAAAAAUUGGCUGAUUAUAACAUAUCGAACAGCUGCAAGGACUGUACAUUACUCAUUCUGACCGAUUCAAAUUGUGGACGUAUGCUUGUAGUUGUUAGCUUGCUUUUGUAUGUGAUGUGCAUUUGUAGAUGUUUGUACAGUAUAUAUGCGUGUGUGGACACAUGCUUGUUCAUUUCCCCACAUGGAUACAAUUCUGUCUUUGACGUUCAAAGAACAGACUCCUUUAUCACCCAGUGUUAAAGGAUUCAGGCUAUUAUAUAGUUAAUGUGAGAAGCUGUUAACUACUAAAAGUAAUUAUUAAUAAUGUGUUUUCUGUUACCUGACCCCUUUCAUUUAAAAAAAUCUUAGUAUUUUUGAACAGUGCUUCAUGAAAAAUAAAAUGUGUGCAAACAGACAAGUUGAGAUAUAUUUUGU